Molecule: messenger RNA, 4075 nt
Organism: Osmerus eperlanus (European smelt)
Lineage: Eukaryota; Metazoa; Chordata; Actinopteri; Osmeriformes; Osmeridae
Exons: 7
Coding region: 106-2772 (888 amino acids)
Molecular function (GO): protein binding; peptidyl-prolyl cis-trans isomerase activity
Source: RefSeq, a predicted model, not a curated record
AAGAGUUGAGGUAGGGGUCAGCCAUACACACCCCGAUACGCACAAUCACGUACUAAUGAGCUGUGUGGGUGUGCUUGUUUUGCAGGACCAAAGCUCAGGCACAUAAUGACCACAGCUCCUCCACUCUGCCCCCUUAAUCCUCUCUCUCUCUCUCUCUCUCUCUCUCUCUCUCUCUCUCUCUCUCUCUCUCUCUCUCUCUCUCUCUCUCUCUCUCUCUCUCUCUCUCUCUCUCUCUCUCUCUCUCUCUCUCUCUCUCUCUCUCUCUCUCUCUCUCUCUCUCUCUCUCUCUCUCUUUCUCUCUCUCUCUUUCUCUCUCUUUCUCACAUUCUUUUUUCCCCUUUCCUUCUCCCCAAGAUUGUGUUCCAUUUCCAAACCCUGAAGGACAACUUUGAGCGCACGGUCAUUGACGACAGCCGACUGGCCAAGCGUCCCGCUGAGAUCUUCGUGGGGAAGAUGUUCAAGAUGGAGGUGUGGGAGGUGCUGCUCAUGUCCAUGAGGGUCGGAGAGGUGGCCGAGUUUUGGUGUGACGCCAUGCACACAGGGCUGUACCCCAUGGUGUCAAAGAGCAUGCGGCUGAUCGCCCAGGGUAAAGACCCUCUGGAGGGUCAGAAGCACAUGUGUGGCAUGGGGAACAUGUUCAACUACGGGUCCACUGGGUGGCCGGAGCUGGACGAGCUGAUGAGGGAGCCUCAGGCGCUCAUCUUCAUCAUGGAGCUGGUCCAGGUAGGAGACCCCUUGUCCUACAAGCGGGAGUCAUGGAUGAUGGAGAAAGACGAAAAGCUGAAGGAAGUGCCGUUGCAGCACAUGCAAGGCAACGCCCUGGUCAGACAGGGCCGCUUCAAAGAGGCCUCCGUCAGGUACCAGGAGGCCGUGCUGCUCCUGAGGACCGUCCAAUCACGGGAGAUGCCUGGAGAUGAGGACUACAUCAACCUGAGUCGCCUCAUCAUUCCCCUGGUGCUCAACUACUGCCAGUGCAUGCUGGAGCUGAACGAGUUCUAUGAGGUGAUACUACACACCUCAGAACUCCUGGACAAGCAUAAAGACUGUGUGAAAGCCUACUACAAGCGAGCCAAGGCUUACACAGCCGUGUGGGAUGAGAAGGAGGCCAGGAAGGACUUCAACAUGGUGGCCAGUCUGGACAUCAGCCUCGCCCCUCUGAUCCACAGGGAGCUGAAGAACCUGUCUGAACGCAUGAAGGAGAAGUACUGGGAGGAGAAGGAGAAAUACUGGAACAUCCUGGAGACGGAGAAGAAGGGUGAAGAGGAGGAGGAGGAGGAGAAGGUGGAAGAGGGCAAGGGAAGUAAAGAGAGAGAGCCAGGCGAAGAUGAUGAGAGCACAGCAACCGUAGUGGAAGAGGGGCUGAAGCCCAGGGAGGACUCAGACCCACAACAGGAAGUCAACAAAGUCAUGCAGGCUGAGACGGAAGUAGCCAAUGAGGAGGUGGAAAGCAGUCUGGGCACUAAGACGGAGACCAAUCAGAUCUCUCCGUCCGUGACGGAGGGAAAGGAUUGGCAGCAGAUGUUACUCCAGAUCAAGUUCCUGCAAGACGAGGGCAACUUCCGUUUUAAAGAGCAUCAGUAUGAAGAGGCUUCUGGAAAAUUCAAGGAGGCGCUUGAGUAUGUGGAUUUCCUUCAAACCAAGGAGGUGAAAUAUAAAGGCGAGGACUGGGAGUCUCUGGAGAAGGUGCGUCUGCCGCUCACGCUCAACCUGAGCCAGUGCAUGCUGGAGCUGCGGGACUACCAACACGUGGUGGAGCUCAACGACAAGCUGCUCAAGCGGAACAGAGGUAAUAUCAAGGCCUUGUACCAGCGUGCCAGGGCCCACUCUGCCCUGUGCAACGAGGAGGAGGCUCGCAGGGACUUCGUCACGGUGGAGCGUCUGGACCCAAAGUUCAAACCCAUCGUCCGCCAGGAGAUGAAGAAGUUGGGGGAGAACAUGCGGGCCAAGCACGUGAGGCAGAAGAAGACCUACUGGGACAGCACCCAGGAGAAGUGGGGGCCCGGGGGGACCAAGUCCAGUCAGAUGCAGACGAGCAAGACAGCGGGGAAGAAGAUGGGUACCAAAGAAGUAGAAGGGGCAAAAGUGGGACGGGAGGAAGGAGACAUAGGAAAGAGUGUGCCAGAAAGCGCUGUGACCGCUGUGAAAGAGGAUGAAGCGAAAGACAAGAAGACAGAGGGAACAUUAGAGGAGGAAAAGACUAAAGGCAAAGUGAGGUUUAGUGAGGCAGUGUAUGAGGGGGAGGCAAACUGUGGAGAGAAUAAAGCAGAGAGUGUGGCAGUCCUGGGAGAGACGGAGGCAGGGCUAAAUAACAGAGCGCCACAUGAAGAUACAUCUCCAGCACCAGCCACAGCAGCCAAAGAUAAUGUAGCUACCAGGAGAUCAGGGUCAGAUAAGAGCGGGAAGAAGGUCAAAUGCCAAUCAAAUGCUGCACAGGGAAAUGCUAAGGGAGGGUUAGGGAACAAAGGAACCAACGACAAUACAGGGUCCGGGGCAGGCAUUCAAUCAGGAUCGACUAAAAGGAGUCAGUUAUCUGGGACUAACCCGAAUGCUACAGAGGUGGCAGGGGAGGGAGAAAGGUCAGUGACACAGAAAAACACAUCUACAGUGGAGGAAGAAAGGAUGAGACAUGUGGCGGGAGGGAACAAACUGGAGGGAGAGCAUUUGGAUGAACAGCAUUCUGAGGAGAAAAGCAAAACCGAGCCUGAGGUCUCCACACAAAAUAUUGAUUCCUCCACCAAAAAAUACAAGCGUAAACAGAAAAAGAAGAAGUGAAUAUCAACACCUUAUGUCUUUUGUUAAGUUUUCUUUCUCAUAACUUAACUCUAUUUAAUAACAGGGGAGAUAGCAAAAAAUAAAUAGCAAGGGGUACAGACACCGUUUAUACCAAAUACAAAUUUUAUUUCUGUACACAAAGAGUACAAAGCAGCCAGUAACUCCAAAAAGCCUUUCUGUCACAAAUAUUUUACAAUAAAAAGGACCAGGGUAAAGGGGGAGGCUUGUCAGAGUGUGAGGAACAGUAAAUAAAUACACAGAAUGAAACAUUAGGCAAACAAGUUGAUAAGUGAGGAGCCGUAGUAAGGUUGAUUAAAACAAAGUCCCCUGUUCAGUGGUAAACCUUAGAUGAGUAGUAAUCUGCAUUGGAGGAGCCCUCCGUUAGGAUAAACUAGUUAGUCAUGAUCCCAAUAGGAGCGGGUGGGGGUGGGAGGGGGGGGUGCAGGUGGUUAAGGAUUAAUUGUCACGUUAGACAAGCCAAACCACCAUGCACUCUUCCAUAAACAGCCUGUGUGUGGACACAGGUCUACAGCUCACUUGGAGGCCAAAUAAGAAUGACUGUCAGAGGGUCGACCAACAAGAGCUAGCAGAGAGGAGGCUCGGGUCCUGUGUAGUGUUGAAGAUGGUGCAACUGGUUGGGCUUCAGUCAUGCUACAGGGAGCAGGAGGCCACCAGUGGCGCUUCACAGAAGGUUCUAGACAGAACAUUAGACGGUUAGGAUUGUAAAAUGGCCAGAGAGACAGAGGGAGAGAGAAAAAGAGACAUCGGCCAGGCUGUAAGCCGCUCUGUGGCAGAAACACAUCUUGAGUGUGAUAGAUGCCCUCAAAGGGCUACCACAGAGACAGCUCUGCAUGUUCUAGAGAAACCUACAGCAGGAUAGCCAGAGAGACCAGUUUCAGUUUUAUUACUGACAAAACAUGGGCAUAUACACAUAUGUUAUUAUAGUCAUCUAUUGUUGACUUACUCUAUGAUUUAUCUCUCUCUGUAUCUCUCCCUCCCUCCCUCCCUCCCUCCCUCCCUUUGUACCCUAUAUUUUCCAUAACACCCACUAGGAUCUGAAGUUCACUCAUCACUUUCUAUUCAUCCAGUAUCUCACAUCACAUACUGUAUGCAGUGGUAUGAUAGGGGUGGGGGUUGGGCUGGUGGAGCUAUAUGUAUCUGGAGCCACAAGUGUGCUGGAGGGAUCAUCAAUGUGUAAUGAGAUGUAUAAAUACCAAUAAAGAAAUGCUGAAAGAGUAAAUAUUCCUCAAAUUCAAAGUCUUUUUUUUCCGAGGCAAGCUGUUCUUUGUUCUGAGAGCUUGAC